Molecule: messenger RNA, 2283 nt
Organism: Glarea lozoyensis ATCC 20868
Lineage: Eukaryota; Fungi; Ascomycota; Leotiomycetes; Helotiales; Helotiaceae
Product: CBS-domain-containing protein
Exons: 4
Coding region: 1-2283 (760 amino acids)
Biological process (GO): magnesium ion homeostasis
Cellular component (GO): intracellular membrane-bounded organelle
Source: RefSeq, a predicted model, not a curated record
AUGGUGGAUAUGAGGUCUAAUGCUCUAGGCGGGCAGAGUUAUCGUCUUGGACCCGGGUCAAGACCUGCGAUUCUGGGACUGGCAAAGGUCCUGUUCCUGGGACUCUGCCAUGUCUCCUCCGUGGCUGCUGCGCCGGUGAAAGGAUUGUUUGGUAUUCUCGAAAAGGAACAACCAAAGGAUGCUGGAGAGCCGGGACUAUGGGUAUAUCUGGGUAUCGCAGCGGUUCUGGUAUUGCUGGGAGGUGCUUUCGCGGGAUUAACAAUUGCCUACAUGGGACAGGAUGGCAUCCAUCUCCAAGUCAUCGCGACCUCGAGCGACGGCAAGGAACAAAAGAAUGCGCAGAAGGUACUCGAUUUGAUGAAGAAAGGCAAACAUUGGGUCCUGGUUACAUUACUCUUGUCAAAUGUCAUUGUCAAUGAGACGUUGCCCAUUGUGCUCGAUCGGUCUCUUGGUGGAGGUUGGCCAGCUGUUGCCGGCAGUACUGUGUUAAUUGUCAUUUUCGGUGAGGUCAUUCCUCAAGCUGUGUGCGCACGCUACGGUUCAGCAAUCGGUGCUUUUAUGUCCCCAUACGUUACGGCUCUCAUGUGGAUUUUGGGUCCUAUCGCGUGGCCAACUGCUCGACUUCUUGAUUACGCUCUGGGCGAGGAUCAUGGCUCGGUAUAUAAGAAGUCUGGAUUGAAGACUCUCGUUACUCUGCACAAAACACUUGGGCCUGAUCCGACUUCGCGUCUCAAUCAAGAUGAGGUCACAAUUAUUAGUGCAGUGCUUGAUCUCAAGGAGAAAUCUGUCGGAGAUAUCAUGACACCAAUGGAAGAUGUCUUCACCAUGUCUGCAGAUACUGUUCUGGACGAGGCGACCAUGGAUGUGAUCCUCAGCGCGGGUUAUUCUCGAAUUCCCAUCUACGAACCUGGAAACGAAAACAACUUUGUUGGUAUGCUUCUUGUCAAAAUUCUUAUCACCUAUGAUCCUGAAGAUUGCAAGAAAGUCCGUGAGUUUGCUCUGGCUACGUUGCCAGAAACACGGCCGGAGACUAGUUGUCUGGAUAUUGUCAAUUUCUUCCAGGAAGGCAAGUCGCACAUGGUUUUGGUAUCGGAAGAUCCCGGAGAGAACUUUGGUGCCAUUGGUGUUGUUACACUUGAAGACGUUAUCGAGGAACUGAUCGGAGAGGAAAUUGUUGACGAGUCCGACGUCUACAUUGACGUACACAAGGCCAUCCGACGUAUCCACCCUGCUCCAAAGGCACGCAUCCCGAAGGGUCAUGUAAUUGAAAGCUCAGCAACGUCCGCCCCCAACGUCGCGGAAGACCACCUGAUUGAUCUUGCCGAAGAACAUGGACCCGAGCUACACAGACAUCUGUCCUUAACCGGCGUGGAACGAAGCCACAGCCCAGCAAAUAAGUUUGGCACUAGUCCUAAGGCUACAUUCAUGCGACGAAACUCUUCCGGUGCAGAUGGCAAGAACGUUAUGGUUCGUGGUAACAUGGCUGACAUGAGGGAACACCUCAAGCAUCUCGGCCCGUCGAAUCUUGCCAGUCGACCAAAGACAACCCGAUACAACACAGUCAAAAUUAAAUCGGCAGGCAUCAACGGUAGAUCUGAAUCCCGUUCAGAGUCAGUGCCUCAUAACGAUGGAGCACAUGAAACUCAUAUCGAAGAACCUUACCGUGACGAUCCUUUCUUCCCGGAUACUUCAGCACCUCAAGGUGGCGAGGGCGAAGGCCUACUGAAGUCCGCUGGAAAGGACGCCAAAGAUGGCGUUCAAGCUUUACAGCAGGGCUAUGGCUCAUUCACCGAGCGACCAAAGUCUUCUAGCCCAACCAUGAAAAAAACUGCCCGUUUCAAUCAAGAAGAUGGCGAAUCACGGUCACCCCCAUCGGAAGAGCCACUGACCAGACACAGUACCAGCCAAAGUGAUGGCAGCGGUAGUACAGAUACCGUAGGCGAGUUAACCGAAAACAAUGGGAAAAAACCCCGUAAGAAGAGAGGUGCAGCCAGGAGUGGCAGUAUCACCGAGAACAUCAUCGAUUCCGGUGGUUUUCGAAAAGUGAUUCUGGAGACUAAUAGUAGUUCGAAUGAAGGAGAUGAUGCUAGUGUGAAGAAAGUCUUGGUCGAGGGUACAGCCAACGGGUCAAAGGACAAUCUGCUGGAUGAAACUCAGGCGGAGCGGGACCAGAAAUCGGAAGAGGUCAAGAAAAAGAGGAGACGGAAUAGGCAUAAGAAGAAGACACCGAAGAGUGGUGAUGAGGGUGGAUCUGGGGCUGCGGGGUCUUCUUCUGCUGUAUAG